This is a messenger RNA of Diceros bicornis minor, 3958 nucleotides long. RefSeq names its product nei like DNA glycosylase 2 (gene NEIL2). The coding region runs from base 500 to 1510 and encodes 336 amino acids. Gene Ontology annotation, molecular function: damaged DNA binding; zinc ion binding; DNA-(apurinic or apyrimidinic site) endonuclease activity. Gene Ontology annotation, cellular component: nucleus. The record is from RefSeq and is a predicted model, not a curated record. The transcript is spliced from 5 exons. Gene Ontology annotation, biological process: base-excision repair. Lineage: Eukaryota; Metazoa; Chordata; Mammalia; Perissodactyla; Rhinocerotidae.
UUUCUCCAUCAAAUCUGUGUCCCUUCCGGUUCUAAUCUUUUAGGGCAAUCUUUUAGGCAACUUGCUGCCCAGUUUUCCAGCUCCAUAAAUAUACCUAAAAGAAACAUGCCCGUGUGUCGAAAGAUUUUUAAGGAUUAGGUGCAUUUCAGACGGAGGCGUUCCAGAAGCUUCCUCUUUUGGAGUGGACCAGGACACAGAGAGCUGGUUGAGUUAAGGUCCGCUGCGGUAUGGCAAGUCUUGCAGCCCGCGGUUUUGUCAGGAUGGCCUUUUGAGGGUCUUCAAGAUUUGAUUAGGGGAAAUAUUUCUAUGUUUUAGGGAGCCUAAGCACCAUCAAAUUUAAAAUACGUGUCAGUGAAUGUGCUGCUAAUUAAACUAGGAGAAAGCAUGGAUUGUAAGAGGCAUCCGCAUCAGAGAUUUUAAAAUGGUUUUUAGAAUUGCUGAAAUACGGUAGCUACCACCAUGCCAGGUACCUCAGUUCCUUGGGUUUUCAUCAUGGCUUAUGGAGUCUUGUGCAGGGAUGCCGGAAGGGCCGUCUGUGAGGAAGUUUCACCAUUUGGUCUCCACCUUUGUGGGGCAGCAGGUGGUCAAAACGGGGGGCAGCAGUAAGAAGCUCAGCCCUGCCGGCUUUCAGUCCCUGUGGCUCCAGGACACCCAGGUCCAUGGAAAGAAGUUAUUCCUUAGAUUUGAUCCAGAUGAAGAAAUUGGAUCCUCUGGCAACAACCCACUGCCAGAGUCUCUCCAGAAAGGAGAGAGGAAGGAAGAGGCCAGGGCCCAGCAGCAGGCCUUGGGGCCCAGCAGCCAGAUCUCCGACCAGCCCUCCCUGUCCCUGGAGCUUGUUGACUCCAGUGGAGAAGAUGGUUUGGAGUGUCUGGGGGGAGACACCCCCGCAGGAGGAGCUGAGAGGUGGCUGCAGGUCCACUUUGGAUUGUUCGGCAGCGUCUGGGUGAACGAGUUCUCCAGAGCGAAGAAAGCAAACAAGAGGGGUGACUGGAAGGACCCAGUUCCAAGGUUGGUCCUGCACUUUGGCGGUGGUGGCUUCCUGGCAUUUUAUAAUUGUCAGAUGUCUUGGAGCUCUUCCCCAGUGGUCAAACCCACCUCUGACAUCUUGUCUGAAAAGUUCCAUCGAGGACAAGCCCUGGAAGCGCUGGGCCAGGAGCGGCCUGUCUGCUAUACGCUGUUGGACCAAAGAUACUUCUCAGGCCUAGGGAACAUCAUUAAGAAUGAAGCCUUGUACAGAGCUGGGAUCCAUCCCCUUUCUCUCGGUUCACUCCUCAGUCCUCUGCGACUUGGGGUCCUCCUGGAUCACGUGGUGGAGUUCAGUGCAGACUGGCUUCAGGGCAAGUUCCAGGGCAAACAGCAGCACACGCAGAUCUACCAGAAAGAGCAGUGCCCUGCCGGGCACCAGGUCAUGAAGGAGGCCUUUGGGCCUCCAGGUGGCUUCCAGAGGCUCACCUGGUGGUGCCCACAGUGCCAGCCCAGAUUGCCACCCGAUGAGCCAGAGCAGGUCUAGCUCUCCUAAGGUGCUCGGCAGCCUUCUUCACAGAACCUUGCCCUUUGGGGACCAUGAUGUCUGAGUAUCCAGAAAGGGGUUGUGGGCAGGGAUUGGGACUGGGUACAGGAAUUAGAGGGUGGGUAGGUUAGGGUGAUGCCAGUACUGUUGUCUAAGGCAGAGUUUCUGCAGGACUAGAUUUUUUUUCUUUUCUAGUUUGUUUAAUUCUUCCUAUCUAAUUCUACCAUUGUGAAAGAUGAGAAAAAUCAUGAUAGUUAAGGGAAAAACCUCCCAGAAGGACAGUGAGGCAAUGAAAAUGGAAGCCUGUGGAAAACAGCUGGGCCCCAACAUUGCUCUGCAGGUGUUUGGUUUUGUUUUUGAAACAUUGGUUGGUUUUAAGGCCCUCCACUUAAGAAACAGGAAAACAGAAUUGUGUUUCUUCGUUCCCCUAGAGGGAUCCAGGGAUGAGGAUGGGGUAGCCUCCUGCCUGGAUCCUUUCCCGUGGGCUGGAGACACCAGGAGAAGGGGUGGAGGGACAACAGGGACCAGGGAGCUGGCCGCUUUCCUCUUGUGCCCAGUGGGCUUUAGAUAAAAGCUACUUGUUUUCUCUUCAAGGUAGUAUAUUUGUAACUGUGAUAAUGUAAACAAUGCUGGAAUCAAGGGCUGUAGAGACACACUGUCAGGUUGUUAGCAACUAGAAGAAACCAGGACAGUGACGUGAAAAUAAAGCCCUUUGUUAUUUUCUGUUGUCCUCUUUAUUUGGCAGCAAAGGCUCUUACUCUAAGUAGAACUCUAUGUAGAACUUCUUGAGUUGGCCUGUGGGUCCACUUAACAGGAGCAGGGCCAGGAGCGGGGUGAACACACACCUGCUCUUCUGCCCCUGGUGCCCUCCACUGGCAGGACAUCUGGUGAAGUAGAGGUGGAUUUCAGUUCUGUGGCCCCAGCCUCUGGCAUGGAGAAGAUAGUGAUUUGUGUGAGUGAAAUUGAAAACAGUGGCUGAUGUUUCUGGCUUUCCUUUCCUCUCAUCUGUCUUAAGUCACUGACUGUUGUAAACAGUAGGGAAAGCCACUUCCUGGCAGACCUAUAACCUGUGUAAUAGUUAAUAUAUACUGAGUGCUUACCAUGUAAAGCACUUAGCCUAGUUCUUGCCGUGUAAUCUGCAAAAACCCCCUGAAGAUAGGUACUCACUCUUACUGUCUUUGUUUUAUAGAUGAGGAAACUGAAGUCUAGAGAGGCUGAGGAAUUUGCUUAAGAUCACACGCUUAACAGGGGCCAAGGGCAUGCGCUGAUCCCCCACCCCAUUGUAGCCCCUCAGUAUUGGGCCUCGAGAGCUGCACUGUGGGACAUGGCCAGAUCCUGGCCGAUAUCGUUAGGGGUGUGUCCCUCAAAGUAGCCAGGUUUCUUUUGAUCCAUCAGCUCUGAAAAUGUGAUCCAAGGAAGAAGCAUCACCAACGAUAUCUCACAGACAAAGGGUUCUGUGAUCAAAUAAGUUUGAGAAAUGCUGCAUGCCAUAUCCCCCUCUUGGAGCUUCGUGGAGCUCAUAAAGGCUCCAAGAAAUUCCACAGUAAAGCAAACUGUUCCUUUGCUCUACUCAGUGUUUCCAAACCUUAUUUUACCAUGAAACCCAUUUUGCCUUUACUCUUUGGAAUACGGUUUAGAAAAUGGUAGUAUUAUCCAUUAGGAUCUCCAGAACUUCUCCAAGCAUUGUUUGCAUCGGUGUUCAAAUGUGCCUCUCCACUGUCUGUUUUCUCUUCAGACCAUUGCCUGCAGCCAGUGUCAGCAACCCCUUAUAGUCAUGGCAUUCUUAUAGCUAAUCUAAAUCAUUUUUGCUUCCUUAUAUCUAAAUCCUUCCGGCUUUCCUCAUGUCUCCUUUGUGUCACAUAUUUAUGUAUCUUACACAGAUGCACCUUAGUUAUCUCUCCCUCUUUACAAAAAGUGCCAAGUCUUUUGUUUAUGUAUUAGUCAGCUAGGGCUGCCACAACAGACUGCGUGGCUUAAACAACAGACAUUUAUUCUCAUAGUUGUAGAGGCUGGAAGCCCAAGAUCGGGGUGCCAGCAGGACUGGUUUCUCCUGAGGUUUUUUGGCUUACAACUCGCUUCUUGCCGCGUCCUCAUGUGGCCUUUUCUCUGUGUGCGUGUCCUCCUGGUGUUUCUUGUUCUUCUCAAAAGAACACCAGUCCUGUUGGAUUAGGGCCCCAUCCUUAUGACUUCAUUUAACCUGAAUCACUUAUUUAAAGGCCCCAUCUCCAAAUACAGUCAUGUUGUGAGUUAGGGCUUCAGCAUAUGAAUUGGGGGAGGGGAGUACACAAUACAGUCCAUAGCAGACUACAAGGGGGUUUCGGAGAAAGUCCUCAACUUCAGAGAGGCCAUCAUUCCUUAAUUUUUUUUUAACUUACAUUAGUUUGUAAAAUCCCACUACCAGACCAGAUGCUGUGAAAAUACUGUUUGAGUAAUAGAUUGCUAUUUGGA